Molecule: messenger RNA, 1194 nt
Organism: Colletotrichum higginsianum IMI 349063
Lineage: Eukaryota; Fungi; Ascomycota; Sordariomycetes; Glomerellales; Glomerellaceae
Product: Duf647 domain-containing protein
Exons: 3
Coding region: 1-1194 (397 amino acids)
Source: RefSeq, a predicted model, not a curated record
AUGCUGGUCCAGGUCAUCAGAGAGUCCACGGGCAGGUUCGCGACCAUCGCCUUCGCCCACCUGUUCGGGACGUCCAUCGAGGCCGAGUGCAAGGCGUGGCGGCUGGCCGCGGACGUGCUCUGCGACGUCGCCAUGGUCCUCGACUGCCUCUCGCCCUUCUUCCCUCACGGCGUCAGGUUCCUCGUGCUGUGCUUCUCGAGUCUGCUGUACUCGGCCAGCGGCGUCGCGGGGAACGCGUCCAAGAGCAGCCUCAGCGGCCACUUUGCCAAGUGGAACAACCUCGGCGAGCUCAAUGCUGUAAGCGAUGGCGAUGUAGCUUUGAAGCGCAGCCUAUCCUCCUGCUUUGAGUCUAUCCAACAGAAAGACGCCAGCCAAGAAACGGCCAUCUCUCUAAUUGGAAUGAUCUCUGGCACAUUCGUGGUCUCGCUGCUCACAGACCAAAGAGCCACAUGGGCGACGCUCAUCUUUUUGCUGGCACUCCAUCUCUUCCUGAACUGGAAGGGCGUCAGAGCGGUAAAGUCCCGCUCGCUCAACCGGCAGCGGGCCAACAUUGCAUUCUCGGCCCUGUUCUCCAAGGGCCAGGUCCUCACGCCUCAUCACGUCGCCGAGAGGGAGCGCAUCUUCGAAAGGCGCGGGGGCGAGGUAUUCCGCUGGAACUCGGGCGCGGUCCUCGGCCAUUGCAAGUACGGCGUGUCUCUCCAGUCCCUGCUCGAGGCUCUGGCCAGCGGUGGCGGCGGCGGCAGGGAAAGAUGUUUCCGUCUCGCGACGGUGGACUUGUCCACGCUGCUCCGUCGCUUCGAGAAGGAGGAGUACGUCCUCUGGUGCGUGGUCUCGGAGCGGACGUCGUACGACGCAGCGUCGAGGGUCAGGGUCAUGGUCGUGCUCAAGGACGGGGUAUCGCCCAAGUCGCAGCUGAAGGCCUGGUUCCACGGGCUGCUGCUGGCGAGGCGGCUCAGCGGCCAGAGGGAAGACGACCUGGCCCAGGCCGGGCUGGACCAGCUGGUGAUGCUGCACCACAUCGAGGCGAGCCUGGAGAUCGCAAGCGAGAAAUACGAAGAGUACGCGAGGAGGCUCUGCUUCGCGGGCUGGAACCUCGACGUGUCCGUGCUGGAGACCCGAUCAGGUUCUCGGAUCGUACGCGAGCCUGACGCAACGGAGGCGCUCAGAGUUCAUGCGGAGGAACGGACGAUCUAG